CGCCUCCUCUUGCCCCCUCCUCCUCCGCCCCUGGGCGCACACCUCUGGGUGCAGAUUGCAAAGCUCCUUUCCUUGCGAGAAGUGCAAAAUUGUCAAGAGCUAGAGGCUCGCCCACCUGGUGCGGCAGGAGCGCGCGCCUGUGUCCCUUGGGGACCCUCAGUUGCAAAGAGACAGCUGCUCGGUCACCCACUCGCCCCGACUAUCGGAUCCUCCCGGGACACUCUGGAGUUGCACCUUCCUGCAGAGGACUGGCUGACCCCCGCAGAGCUCUUAGGAUCUGCUACGUUCUGAUACCGGAGUCUCGCAGCCGCGCAGCUCUCCCGACCCCGGGACACACUCGGCCGAACCCCAGCCGUGGGCAGGUGACUGGUCUAGCAUCUCGUCGACUCUCCAUGAGCUCAUGAACCUGGGAGCCGGUGUCCGGCGAUGGCGCGGCCUCUGAGCGACAGGACCCCGGGCCCCCUGCUGUUGGGAGGCCCGGCAGGGGCCCCCGCUGGCGGGGGAGCGUUGCUUGGGCUGCGGAGCCUUCUGCAGGGGACCAGCAAGCCCAAAGAGCCGGCCAGCUGUCUCCUGAAGGAAAAGGAGCGGAAGGCGACUCUGCCCCCAGCUCCCGUCCCGGGACCGGGCCUGGAGACGGCUGGCCCAGCCGAUGCCCCGGCAGGGGCAGUCGGUGGCUUGACCUCUAGGGACACACCCAGUCCUGUGGACCCAGACACCGUGGAGGUGCUAAUGACCUUUGAACCUGAUCCAGCUGAUCUUGCCCUGUCAAGCAUUCCAGGCCAUGAGACUUUUGACCCUCGGAGACACCGCUUCUCAGAGGAGGAACUGAAGCCUCAGCCAAUCAUGAAGAAGGCAAGGAAAGUCCAGGUGCCCGAGGAACAGAAGGAUGAGAAGUACUGGAGCCGGAGGUACAAGAAUAACGAGGCAGCCAAGAGGUCUCGGGACGCACGAAGACUCAAGGAGAAUCAGAUAUCUGUGCGGGCAGCCUUCCUGGAGAAGGAGAACGCCCUCUUGCGGCAGGAGGUGGUGGCUGUGCGGCAGGAGCUGUCCCACUACCGUGCUGUGCUCUCACGCUAUCAGGCCCAGCACGGGACACUGUGAGGCCACGGCCACCCUGCCCGGGCCGAGUUCUCUUCCUUGCUCAGACUUGCACCUGUCACUUCCUCCCUCCUGUCCCAUGGCUGAUGGUCUGGCCAGCUAGGUGCCCCAGGGACGUGAUGAUACAGACAAAUACAUUUAUAUUUUUAAGAAAAGCUAGCCAUCUCCCACCUCCCUCGUGGGGGUGGGGAGGGUCCUGUGUGUGCUCUUAGCACUUCGGGGAACCUAUCCACCCAACCGCCUCCGUCGUCAACACAAUCCUGAAUAAAUCUUGAGAACCCA
Molecule: messenger RNA, 1380 nt
Organism: Peromyscus maniculatus bairdii (prairie deer mouse)
Lineage: Eukaryota; Metazoa; Chordata; Mammalia; Rodentia; Cricetidae
Source: RefSeq, a predicted model, not a curated record